This is a messenger RNA of Fomitopsis serialis, 1680 nucleotides long. RefSeq lists its product as uncharacterized. The coding region runs from base 1 to 1680 and encodes 559 amino acids. The transcript is spliced from 11 exons. The record is from RefSeq and is a predicted model, not a curated record. Lineage: Eukaryota; Fungi; Basidiomycota; Agaricomycetes; Polyporales; Fomitopsidaceae.
AUGGCGCACUCUGUUGUCACAGCUCCCCUUGGUGUGGCUCCGGAACGCUCGUUGGACAACCCUACCAUCUGGGAUGGCUACCAGCACGUCGAAGUCCUCACCCGGGACCCAACGCCCGGCGGCAUCUGGUCUGCUGGUCGAGUGUACGAAGGACUGAUCAUCAACAAUAUCCAGGGGGAAUAUAGGUUCUCCAACCUCGACACGCCUCCGCCUUCCUCGGCUUCUAGUGACCGUCGUCUAUCCGGUCAGGAUUUGCAGGCGUAUAUGGCGAAAUUUGUCGAGUUAUUUCUUCCCGAUAGAAUCAGGUAUAACACGGAAGUGCUCAACGUCCGGGCCACAGCUAGAGGCGGAGAAGGUCUACCCCACGGUGAUGAUCACGUCUGGGCUGUCGUGAUUGAGGACACAAGGACCAAGAUCGUAGAGGUCCUCGAAUAUGACAAGUUGGUAUUGUGUAGCGGAGGCUGUAGCGAGCCGCAUUAUCCGCUGAGACUGAGUCCCAAGGAGGCGCGUCUGAACGGGUUCCAAGGUCCCGUCAUCCACUCCAGCGACUAUGGCGCGCGCAUGCAAGAGCUACUAGACGCCGUGAAACCCGCAUCUGAAGGCGGAGGGACCAUAGUAGUCAUCGGUGGCGGCAAAUCAGCAUCAGAUAUGCAGCCCACAUGGCAGACAAAGGACGGCGAGUCACCAUGGUCUUCACGACUAUUGAUGCGGCAGUCGCUGUGCCUAUUACCAUGCCCAAUUGGUUCGCGAGAGGCAGAUUCUUCUCUGCGUUGUCACCUCACUGAGCUCCGCACAUCGAUGGAACGAUUUCUGCAUACGACAUGGCUUGGUGGCAAGAUUGUCCACGGCUUCUGGGAUGCCUACAAUGGCUUGCGACUCACCCUUGAGACGUGCUCCCAAAUUGUUCUGGGCACGCAUGCGAACAACCAGGGGUCUGGCGCCUUAGGGCUCUUCUACCGAUUGGUCAACGAAGGCGCCAUUGACAUCAUUGCUCCCGCGCGGGUAAUGUCAUUUUCGGAGGAAGCCCAGGCCGUGAUUCUCAAUGAUGGGCGAAUGGUGCGUGCCGAUGCGGUCGUACUCGGUACCGGUUAUACGUCUUCGUGGAACAAGCUGUUCGACGAUACGGCCUUGCAGGAGCUUGGACUUGGUUGCCACGCGCCCCAGCCAGGCAGCCAGUACUACCGAUGGGACUACACGACCCUUGUAGACUCUCCCGCCCCUCAUCAUGCCAACAAGCUGGCAACCUCGUCGAUCUAUCGGGGAUUGGUACCGGCCAAGAACAUAUUUCGUAGAAACUUCGCCAUCAACGGUGCUAUUUUCACGACGAACGCUGGAUACGCGUUUGAGACUUCGGCCCAUUGGAUCACGUCGUACUUCCGCGGAGAUAAAUUCCUGCGGCUCCCCUCGUCUGUUGAGGAAGCCAUGGCUAGCGCGGCGUACAACGCAGAGUGGCUCCGGAGGCGGUACCCCGAUAUACACAUGUCAGCAAACAACAGCGUCAGAAGCGACUGUGCGCUAUGGUGCUGGCCACAAAUUCUUGAUACGUUAUUGGACGAUAUGCAACUGCAGACGAUGAGAAGCGGUGGGAAUGCUCUGACAUGGCCAUUUCAGGUGAUCGACGUGAAGGAAAUCGCACACCUCAAGGAGGAGCGAGAGGCUUUGAGAGGUUCGAUGUCAUGA